This is a messenger RNA of Cydia pomonella (codling moth), 3562 nucleotides long. It is a transcript of the gene CCHa2, whose product is annotated as neuropeptide CCHamide-2. The record is from RefSeq and is a predicted model, not a curated record. Lineage: Eukaryota; Metazoa; Arthropoda; Insecta; Lepidoptera; Tortricidae. The coding region runs from base 118 to 558 and encodes 146 amino acids. The transcript has 5 exons.
UCCCGAAAACCUUUGUUCGAGCCGGGGUUUGAACCCGCGACCUCCGGAUUGCAAGUCGCACGCUCUUACCGCUAGGCCACCAGCGCUUCUUACCAUAAAAUAACAACGGUAAUAAAAAUGAUCUGUUUGUUUCAGGUAAAAAUGGCCCAGAUAACUAUCACCCUCACACUGCUCGCCGCUCUCCUAAUGCUGCAGGGUGUCAGCGCAAAACGUGGCUGUUCGGCGUUCGGCCACUCCUGCUUUGGCGGCCACGGCAAAAGAUCCGGAGACACUAACAAUAUAGACUCCUCUAACCCCGAACUGAUGAUGCAACGGCAGAUGGGCCAAGAAGAAACCCCACCACACCCUGGCUACCCUCACUCUGGCUUCAGCGGCCUGUUGCCGGCCGGUGAUGACAUCAUUCCAGUAAGGGAUGGAGGUAUAUACGACCCGGAGAACACCGCCGCGGCCCGCGAGGUAAUGAAGUUUAAACUUCGGAACAUCGUCAAGCACUGGAUGGACAACUACAGGCGGGCGCAGCCAAACAACGAUGAAGGCUACUUCGCGGAAACAUUGUAAAUUAUACAACUGCCAUACUAUGUGCAAUUAUAACACAGUCAUAUAAAAGCUUGGUUUUCAUACUUGGUUUUAAAAUACGAAUGAAAGCAAUACUUACUGUUGUGGCGCGACGACCUGAUAUUGAUAUUUGCCUCCGACACCAAAGAACGCCAUGUUUCUCUGCUCAAAGCCGUUUACAAGUAGCUGUUUUUCUUCUUCCUCGCAUUGUCCCGGCAUUUUGCGACGGGUCAUGGGAGCCUGGGGUCCGCUUGGCAACUAAUCCCAAAAAUUGGCGUAGGUACUAGUUUUUUUGAAAGCGACUGCCAUCUGACCUUCCAACCCAGAGGGUAAACUAGGCCUUAUUGGGAUUAGUCUGGUUUCUUCGCGAUGUUUUCCUUCACCGAAAAGCGACUGGUAAAUAUCAAAUGAUAUAUCGUACAUCAAAAAACUCAUCGGUACGAGACGAGGUUUGAACUCGCGACCUCCGGAUGGAAAGUUGCACGCUCUUACCGCUGCUGGGCCACCAGCACUCCCCUUUACGAGUAUGUUCGAUCGACAAAAAAAAUUGAAUGAAAGCAAUAAAUACUUUAAAUGUUUUUUAAGGUGCGUUUCUGCUUCAAUAAUGCUAGUUUUCUUCUUUUAAAGGAAUAAUCUCAAAUUCUGUUAAGUUAUUAUUGCCAAUAUAUAAAAGAAUGGUUUAAAGACGCGUUUAGAAGUUCGUUUUAAAAUAACUAAGGAUUAAAAGAAAUGAAAUAAGUCUGCUUUGGUACUUUUGAGUGUUUAGAUAAUGUUUUUUUGUAAACUGUGUUUUGAAAAGAUUCAGAAUAAGCUUAUGGGCAAUUGGCACUUAAAACGAUGUUAUUCCUUGAAAAUAUGUGAAAGAAAACAAGUUAAAUUCCAAUUACUUGAUUUCUAUAGGUACCUCUGUUUGUAUUUAUGCUAUGUUAACCAAGCUUUUAACUCUCAAAACAUACAAAUGUGAAUGUCACUGGAAUCUGAACGCUCUUCCAUAAAGUAUUUUAGAUAACAGUUAACCGGCAUUCUAGUGAAUUUAUUUGUGGAACAACUUGCAAAGUCAUAAACAAAAAUUGUGUUUUUAAAUCGAACCGCCGUUUAGUUUUAAAUUCACUUAGGCUCUGUUGAUAUGGCUAUGCAAAAAGUAUUUUUACCGGCUGAUUUGAGGUAAAAAUGCCAAUUGUUCAUUAUAAAGGGCGCUUAGGGGAAAAAAAUAUUUGGCAGGUUUGUAUAUUGUUCCGUUAUAAACGUGCGCCAUUUUCACUUGAUUUGAAAAUUCGAAUUUGAACGAUGUGCUUCUAUCAUUUGAUCUGUCACAGAUUUUUUCCGAGAGCGUCAUCUGCGUUGAACUUGUAUAGACAAACUUCAAUUAACUAUCUACCAGUGGCGGCGCGUCACAAAUAUUCAUAGGGAACCCGGAGCUAAUUUUGCUUUCCUUUUCUCAAUGAACCGAUCGUGAAAGUACUCAACGGGCUGAAAUUAGACAAGCCGGUGGGAAUCGAGUUCUUUGAACGAUCCGCCACUGCUAUCUACUGUCACAAUCUGUAAUUUUGACUUAUGUAUUUGUAAGAAUGAGAUGAAACAUACAUUAACUAAUAGAGGCUUGUAAAUUUUUUGAAAAAAUGGUUUAGUUUCUGCCCUCACCUUAAUGUUGACUUGAAUUUCUAAAAAAAUAGUCAUCGGAUCCAAAAUUACCGGAUACUUCAUUAUUUUAUUUAAUAUUAAAAACCUAUAGAAUAGCGACUAAUCAACAAAAUGACAAAGAGGGAUAUAUCUAGAAAACAAAUAUAUAUAACCGGUAAAGCCGGCGAUGUAGAAAUAUAUCUUCUUAUUAACGAAAUUUGUUUCAGCUUGAAUGAUUGUUUUUAAUAAGGUAAUAAGUAAGAUGAGACAAAAAGAAUCCUAUCUUCAAGGCCGGCUACAGAUUUGCAACCUCUCUGGUGCAAGGUCCUAGGGCGACGGUAAUCGCUUACCAUCAGGCGAUAUUUUAGUUCGUUUGCCUUCUAUAUAGUAAAAAAGUAAGAGGUAUAGUUUGGUCGAGAGUAUAUGAAAGCAAUGUGUAGUUCAAUUCUUUUCAUCCACCACCUUUUGAACCUUUUGCAUCAACCGCUGGAUGGCAAAGGGUCCUAAAGAAUAUAAAGAGUCCUCAAGAACCUAAGAGAGUUCAAGGGACUCAUUUUUCAUACUUUAACCUUGAACGAUUACGGUCUUACCUUACUAAGGGCUCUUUUACACUGAACAUCCCGAAUUUUGCGGGAUGGUUAUCUGCAUAUCCCGUUUUAGUAUACGUGCAGUAUCCCACUAACAGACUGCUUUUGUCAACGUUACUAUAUUAACAGUAUUAACACGUAUACUAAAACGAGAUCCUGCAGAAAACCGUACCCGCAAAAACGCGAUGGUCAGUGGGACUCUAAUUUAGUUCGCAAAAAUUGAAAUAGUUUCCAAAUGGAAUAGAGUUGCAUUUGUUUUGUUUCGUCUUAUUUACAUACAAAGCAAAAAAAACUCCUUUUCCUGCUUUAUAGGCUCAAUUUUCACUGGCAAAUUUUGUUUUUCUUGUAUGGGUGGCCUAAGAGGCCCAAAUUAUCAAACACCGCAAAUUGACAUUUUUGUCAUGUACAGGCGCCACUGUAUCGCAAAAGUUUCAAGCUGAAACUGUAUCGUUUUUAUAAGGCCAUGACUUCUGUAUCUACUUAGUGGAUAUAUUUGUUCGUCAAUUAUAUAAUUAAAUAUACCUACUUAGGUAAAACUUAUGUUAAUUUAUUUGAAUUAAAGGCUGGACAUAAGGUUAAUUAUUUAUGAAAUGUUUGUUAUAUUCUGCUUGUAUGUACGCUAUUUUAACUGAGUUUUAAUAUAACUAAAUGUAAAUUCAGCAAUCGUUACAAAACUUUAGUGUUUUUAAGUGUAAUGUUUAAACAUAAGUUUACCAUCAAAUACUAUGUGACGUAGUGCAUACACGACUCUGUGUUAAGGAUGUUUUUGUGUAUUUUAAUAAAUCGUUAGAAACACUAUA